AUGCACAAAGACGGCGCUCCUCUCCGACCCAUCGUGUCGCUCAAAGGGACUCCAACGUACGGACUGGCUAAGUGGCUGUUCCGGCGUCUCAAGUUCCUGACCGCUGAGCCAGACACCACGGUCUCUUCGUCAACACAAUUCCUGGAGAAACUCAAAGGGGUAAGCAUCCAUCCAAAUGAGGUCAUGGUAUCUUUUGACGUUACAUCCCUUUUUACUUCUAUUCCCCAGGACCUGGCGAUCGAGACGAUUGAGCUGCUACUACAAAGCAAAUACGAUGAAACGGAGAACCGUCCUGGACACGCCCAAAUCCUUCAUCUCCUGAAGCUCUGUCUCAGGACGUACUUCACGUUCGACGGGACAAUCUACGAAGAGGUGAAGGACACACCAAUGGGUUCGCCGAUUUCGGGAUUCAUCGCUGAGGCGGUCCUGCAACGGUUAGAUUCGCUGGUCUUCCAACACCACAGACCGAAAUUCUGGGCCCGGUAUGUGGAUGAUACUUUCGUCAUCAUCGAACGGGAUCAGGUGUUGACAUUCCACGAACAUCUCAACGCCGUCUUCCCGGACAUUCAAUUGACGAUGGAGGAAGAGAACAACCAGCUGGCCUUCCUGGAUGUCCUUGUAUGCCGUAAAGAUUGUGGUGAACUAAAAAACAAAAGGGUUCAGGAAAGCGACAAAUACGACGCAAGUACUGAACUUCAACAGUAA
Spirometra erinaceieuropaei is the source of this 705-nucleotide messenger RNA. Lineage: Eukaryota; Metazoa; Platyhelminthes; Cestoda; Diphyllobothriidea; Diphyllobothriidae. The record is from the annotation of a GenBank genome assembly.